CGAGCUGCCGCAGCAGCAGCAGCCAACGCGGUGAGUGCGUCCGGCAGCAGCAGCAGCAGCAGCAGCAGCAGCAGGACACGGUGAUACCUGACUCCGGAUUAAAAACCCGCAAAUACCGAUGGCUUCAUGUGUAGAUGUUUCGGCAUGUGGAUUGAGCCCUUAAUGCUGUUGUGACACCGAGGACCAGAUUCCAGUGAAUCCCUGUAAACACCAGUUCACAUUCAUACAGAUGUUGCUGAGCCACUCCAGCUCCUCACCAGGCACAAUGAGAGGCUACCUGCUCACUGCAAUUUUCCUCCUGCCCUUGGUGGCCUCAGAGUCUGAGCACUGUAUAAUGCAGCGUGAGCAUGAGAAAUGUAUGGACAUGAUGUUGAUGCACAACCCAGAUGGCGCCGAAUUCGUGUGUCCGUGGAUGUGGGACAACUUUACCUGCUGGCAGGCUGCCGACGUUGGCGAGGUUGUGACGGUGAACUGUCCAGACCUCUUUCAUGACUUCAUGACCCCAAAAGAAGAAAUUGGGAAGGUCAAUCGGAACUGUACAGAGUAUGGCUGGUCUGAGCCUUAUCCUCACUAUUUGGACAUCUGCUAUCUUGUCGAAAACACCACAAAACAAGACCCGUUUUUUCCAUCUGUCAAAGCCCUGUAUACAGUUGGGUACAGCACGUCACUGGUCUCUCUAACUACAGCCAUGGUCAUUCUCUGCAGAUUUAGGAAGCUGCACUGCACCAGAAACUUCAUUCACAUGAACCUGUUCGUGUCCUUCAUCCUGAGAGCCAUCUCUGUCUUUAUCAAGGAUGGUGUGCUGUACUCCCAGGAAGAAAGCGACCACUGCUUCGUGCAUACAGUGGCGUGCAAAGCAGUGAUGAUUUUCCUCCAUUACUGCGUCAUGUCCAACUAUUUCUGGCUGUUCAUUGAGGGCCUGUAUCUCUUUACUCUGCUGGUUGAGACCUUCUUCCCCGAGAGACGCUAUUUCUACUGGUACACCAUUGUUGGGUGGGGAACCCCAACCAUUUGUGUGACUGUCUGGGCCGUUCUGAGGCUUCAUUUCCAUGACACUGGAUGCUGGGAUACAAAUGAGCACACUGCCCUCUGGUGGGUGAUUAAAGGACCUGUUGUGGCUUCAAUAAUGAUCAAUUUUGUCCUCUUUGUCGGAAUCAUCAUCAUCUUGGUGCAAAAGCUGCAGUCCCCUGAUAUUGGAGGAAAUGAGUCCAGCAUUUAUCUCAGCUGUGCUCAGAAAUGCUUCAGUGAGCCCACACAGGCUGUUCAGCAUUCGUGCAGGAUGUCAGAGUUAUCCACCAUCACACUCCGUCUGGCACGCUCUACUCUCCUUCUCAUCCCGCUGUUUGGUAUUCACUACACCGUCUUCGCCUUCUCGCCUGAGGAUGUCAGCAAGAGGGAGAGGCUGGUCUUUGAGCUGGGCCUUGGAUCCUUCCAGGGCUUUGUGGUAGCUGUUCUCUACUGCUUCCUCAAUGGAGAGUUUCUCCCUGAAGGUGCAGUCAGAGAUCAAGAGGAAAUGGCGCAGCUGGACGGUGAACCGGUACUUUGCUGUGGAUCUGAAGCAGCAGAGGCACCCUUCGUUGGCCAGCAGUGGGGUGAACGGCGGGACUCAGCUGUCGAUCCUCAGCAAGAGCAGCUCGCAGAUACGCAUGUCCAGCCCGUUGGCGGAGAACGCCAACAUCAGCCUGCCGACCUGAGCGUCUGAUCGUCCAGAGUCGACUUCAAGGUGCCCUUACACUUUCAUCAGACCAACCAGAGCAGACCAAAGUGGCCCCUUGCAAUUCUUAUAUUUUCUACUUUAUAAAAAGGAAAAGCAUUUUACUAAACAUGUUCAGUUUUAUUUGGGUAUACUACAAUAAAAUAGAAAUAUUUAUUUAGCAGAGAACUGAGGUGGAAAUUCUUUUCUAAUUAAGAUAGAAAUAUUUAUUUAGCAGAGAAUUGCGGUGGUAAAUUAUUUUCUAAUUAUCGCAGCACCUUAUCAUUUUCAAUCAAAUUCGAUUUCAAUUCCCUACAAGCAAAAGCUUCUCAGAAAUGUAAACAAAUGAAGACUGUGCCAUAAGAAAGACACUAAUUUUGUGAAUCGUUUCAGAAAGGUGACGCUUUAUUGUUAAAUGUUUGGGGGGUCAUGUUUGAUCUGUUUGCAUAAACUAAAUGUGCUUCGAAGUGCCAUACAGUUCGCCUGACCGGAUAUCACUACAGUCCAAAGUUGAAACAAAACAAAACAACCAAAAGCUCGCCUUGCUUGUACAAAACGCUCAACGUUUAUAUGUAAAUGUUUCAUCUUUGAAUUAAAACAUGUUUCUUAAAUCAGCCGUAAGUACAAAGUAUGUCAAAAUACACUCAUUUUGAAUAUAUAUAUAUAUAUAUAUAUAUAUAUAUAUAUAUCAAACUCAUAGGUUAUGUAAAUAGUUACUUUUAGUGUCUAGAUUAGAUCUCUUUACAUAACAGCAUAUUGUAAGGACCUUUUCAAACAAAAGGAACUGGAGCCCAAAUCUGUAGAGUCCAUCACGUAUGCAGGGGACCCAGUGCUUCAUGCUCUCUCUAGUCUGGUGCUUUCCUUUAUAGGAAACAAGAAAGGUAAACACGUAACGUCAAAGCUGGGAGAAUAACUACAGAGCAGUAAUUGCCAACUUUUUUCCCCCCGUAAAAUGCAGCAUCUUUUUAAACGUUCAACUUCCAGUACAUACAGCUACAAGAUAAAACUGGUCAUAUCAUCCCGUUUGACAUUUUGUACUUUUGCAGUUCAGCUCGUUUCUUACUCGACUUUUUCAGGUGCGAAAUUGUGCCGUCUGCUGCAGGGCGUUGUGUACUAGCCAUGCGUCGUUUCGCACCUGCCAUGGGGGAUGCUUCCUACUUGGAGAGUUGAUGAUUUAAAGUAACUUUUUUUAUAAUCUGCUCAUCAUCCACUCUAAGGAAAUGUGAUUAUAGGACUCCAAUAACUAAUAAGUACCAACAGGAUGUCACUCAAGGUUAUUUUGGUUUUAUCAGUGCUCAUGAUAAUUCAUAUUUGGUGGAGUUAACUAGGCCAAACAGGGAUUAGAACCAA
Molecule: messenger RNA, 3043 nt
Organism: Fundulus heteroclitus (mummichog)
Lineage: Eukaryota; Metazoa; Chordata; Actinopteri; Cyprinodontiformes; Fundulidae
Product: pituitary adenylate cyclase-activating polypeptide type I receptor
Exons: 15
Coding region: 230-1702 (490 amino acids)
Biological process (GO): adenylate cyclase-modulating G protein-coupled receptor signaling pathway; cell surface receptor signaling pathway
Cellular component (GO): plasma membrane; neuron projection
Molecular function (GO): G protein-coupled peptide receptor activity; peptide hormone binding; vasoactive intestinal polypeptide receptor activity
Source: RefSeq, a predicted model, not a curated record